Molecule: messenger RNA, 816 nt
Organism: Aricia agestis (brown argus)
Lineage: Eukaryota; Metazoa; Arthropoda; Insecta; Lepidoptera; Lycaenidae
Exons: 5
Coding region: 20-772 (250 amino acids)
Source: RefSeq, a predicted model, not a curated record
UUUAUCCUUACGACUCAAAAUGCAGGGUUACUGCAGUUUUGUGCUCGCCAUUUUGAGUGUUUGUCUCCUGAGUUUAAAUGCUGGUAUGUUAAAUAUUGUUUUGUAUAAUGCGCCAUCUCUACAAAAAUGCAAGAAGGAAGACGGCCAAUGUCUUAAGGAGUUGGUUCAGGGUAUGAUCAAUACUGUGGCUGUUGGUGACCCAAAAUAUGGCUGGGACCCUCUGGACCCAAUGUAUAUUCAACACAUAGACUCCAGUUCAUCAAGCCUCCAGCUAAACUUACAAGAUGUGAUUGUGACUGGCCUAAGAGGAUGUGUCGCUAAGAAAGUCAGGUACAGCCCGGAAAGAACAAGUCUGUUUAUGAAGCUAAUGUGCUCAAUUGAAAUGAAUGGUCAGUACGAGAUGAAAGGAAGGCUCCUGUUCCUACCCAUUGAAGGAAACGGGAAAAACCACGUUAUACUCAGGAAAGCCAUUUUUGGCGUGGACAGCGUACUCUCUAAAGUCAACGGCGCUGAUGGGAAGGAACAUCUGAAGAUAGUGGACUGGACUCACGACUACGACUUGAAGGACAAAGCCGAAGUCCACUUUGAUAACUUGUUUAAUGGCAAUGAGAUACUCGGUAAAGCAGCUCAAGAAGUGAUAGAAAAUAACAGCAAUGAGAUAGUACAAGAAGUGGGUGGGCCGAUAGUGAAGACGAUAGUCACUAACGUGGUAGAAGCUGUACAGAAGAUCUAUGAUGUUAUACCAUUGGAAGACUUAAUUAUAGACACGUAGAAAAUGUAACAAAAUUAAAAUAGAAUAUAGGUACAAUUUUCCAA